This is a messenger RNA of Populus euphratica (Euphrates poplar), 1159 nucleotides long. RefSeq names its product glucose and ribitol dehydrogenase-like. The coding region runs from base 90 to 977 and encodes 295 amino acids. The transcript is spliced from 4 exons. Lineage: Eukaryota; Viridiplantae; Streptophyta; Magnoliopsida; Malpighiales; Salicaceae. The record is from RefSeq and is a predicted model, not a curated record.
CUGCUCUCCAUCUCCAUGCAAGCAAUAGCAAUAUUUAGCAAAGCCCACCUUGGUUUUAAUUACUAGAAUUCACACAGUUUCAAGCAACAAUGGAAGAACAAAGAAAACCUCAGUUUCCACCACAGACUCAACCUCAGCAACCAGGUAAAGAAUAUGUCAUGUGCCCACUUCCGCUAGCCAUAAACCCUGACUACAAGCCUUCCGAAAAACUCAACGGAAAGGUAGCUCUGGUGACUGGAGGGGAUUCGGGGAUAGGAAGAUCUGUAUGCUACCAUUUUGCAUUAGAGGGUGCAACUGUGGCCUUUACAUAUGUACAAGGCAUUGAGGACAGAGACAAGGAUGACACCCUAAAGAUGCUACUGAAGGCUAAGUCAAGCGAUGCAGAUGAUCCAAUUGCCAUAGCUACUGAUGUUUCAUCAGAAGAAGAUUGCAAGAGGGUUGUCGAACAAGUUGCGAGUAAAUAUGGGCGGAUUGAUAUUUUGGUCAACAAUGCUGGCGUACAGCAUUAUACCAACUUGGUAGAAGAGAUUACUGAGGACUGGCUGGUGAGGCUGUUCAGAACCAACAUAUUUGGUUGUUUCUUCAUGACCAAGCAUUCAUUAAAGCACAUGAAAGAAGGAAGUUGUAUAAUCAACACAACAUCUGUUACUGCUUAUGCUGGCUCCCCUCACCAAUUACUUGACUAUUUGUCUACCAAGGGAUCGAUUGUUUCCUUCACUAGGGGAUUGGCUCUAAGACUUGUGGAUAAAGGAAUUCGUGUCAAUGGUGUGGCUCCAGGUCCGAUCUGGACGCCACUGCAACCCGCAUCUCUGCCUGCAUACGAGGUAGAAUACUUGGGGUCUGACGUGCCAAUGAGAAGAGCAGGACAGCCUUACGAAAUGGCACCUUCUUACGUCUUCCUGGCUUCCAAUCAGUGCUCGUCUUACAUGACUGGCCAAGUUCUUCAUCCUAAUGGGGGUACGAUUAUAAAUGGUUAAUUCAUCUCUCAUGCUCUCGCGGUUCUGUUCGUUCUGCGAGUGGUCGUACGUGUACGCUGUUAUAUAUGUAUGUGUUUGCCAAAGAAAUACGAUACUAUCUGCGUGUUAUUAUCAAUCAAUAAAACAAUUAUAUAUGUUUUCUCAAUACAUAAAUAAAUAAAACAAUUAUGUUCUGUUUUUUC